UGGGCGGGAGGGAGCAGCGGAGCGCGCGACGGCUGCGGCGACGGCUCCGGCGGCGGCUCCCGCGGCGGCGGCGGCGGCCGGGGGCGGGAGGAAGGAGACCCUGGCUUCCCCGGGGGCCCGGCUGGGGCAGACGCGAGGGGCCUGGGGGGAAGCUGGCUUUGGCCCCGCCUGGGGCAGGAUGGUGAAUCUGGAACCCAUGCACCCAGCUGAGAAAACUGAGGUUCAAAUAUGUGGCCGGGGUCCCCCUGUGCUAGUUAGGAUGGCACUGGGAUUAAAUCCAGGUCUGUCUGCUGUCAAAACCCAUGCUCUGAAUUCUCGGCGCUACUGAAGCAGGUUUAAAAGCCCACUGAGGAUAUCAAGAUGAGUGGAGAUGUAGCAGAUUCCACAGUUGCUCGAAAUGCUCUCGGCCAGGUGGAGACAGAAUCCUGUAGCCCUCAACCUCUGCUGUCAUCUUGCUGGCCCAGCUGCUCUCGGAGAUGCUUCACAACCAAUCAUACAGGAAAUGAUCGAAACGGCUUAGAUUUCAACAGGCAGAUUAAAACCGAGGACCUCAGUGACUCUCUGCAGCAGACCCUCUCUCAUCGGCCAUGCCACCUGAGUCAAGGACCUGCCAUGAUGCCUGGAAACCAAAUGUCUGGGGACGUGACUUCCCUCCACCCGCUCCAGCAGCUUGUGCUGGUUCCCGGACACCUACAGUCUGUCUCCCAGUUCCUGCUAUCUCAGACCCAGCCUGGGCAGCAAGGUGAGAAACCCUCGGGGCUUCUACAUAGGUCUGCAGUCAAAUCUUCUCCACUUUCCACAGCAGCAAAGCUCUCUCCUCCUCCCGCAGACGGGGCCUGGCCUGGCGUCCCAGUUGGACGCCCUGGGGUGCCAGGAUCCUCUUUAGAACCGCAUCUGGAAGCAUCCCAGCAUCUCCCAGUCCCCAAGCAUCUCCCCAGCUCUGGAGGAGCCGAUGAGCCCAGUGACCUGGAGGAGCUGGAAAAGUUUGCCAAGACCUUCAAGCAGAGGCGCAUUAAGCUGGGCUUCACACAGGGAGACGUGGGUCUGGCGAUGGGAAAGCUGUAUGGCAACGACUUCAGCCAGACUACCAUCUCCAGAUUUGAGGCUCUAAAUCUGAGCUUCAAGAACAUGUGCAAGCUCAAGCCGCUGCUGGAGAAGUGGCUGAAUGAUGCAGAAUCCUCUCCCUCAGACCCCUCUGUGAGCACCCCCAGCUCUUACCCCACCCUCAGUGAAGUGUUCGGGAGGAAGAGGAAGAAGCGGACCAGCAUCGAGACCAGCAUCCGCCUGACUCUGGAGAAGAGAUUUCAAGAUAACCCCAAACCCAGCUCAGAGGAGAUCUCCAUGAUUGCAGAGCAGUUAUCCAUGGAGAAGGAGGUGGUGAGGGUCUGGUUCUGCAACCGACGCCAAAAGGAGAAGCGGAUCAACUGCCCCGUGGCCACACCCAUCAAAUCACCCAUGUACAGUUCCCGGCUGGUGUCUCCCUCUGGGUCUCUGGGGCCCCUCUCUGUCCCUCCUGUCCACAGCACCAUGCCUGGAACAGUAACGUCAUCCUGCUCCUCUGGGAACAACAGCAGGCCUUCGUCUCCUGGCCCAGGACUCCACGCCAGCAGCCCUACUGCAUCUCAAAAUAACUCCAAAGUGGCUGUGAACUCCUCCACCAGUUUUAACUCUUCAGGAUCUUGGUACCGAUGGAAUCAUCCCACCUACCUCCACUGAGACCAAAAAGUUUCUCCUAUGCCACCUGGCCCUGUAUUCCCCACUGGAAGGAAGGGAGUCACGCCUUCUCUGUAUGGACAGAUUACUUUCAGGAGAGUAGAAGAGAAUCUCCACUAUCAAUGAACCCAAA
Balaenoptera musculus (blue whale) is the source of this 1846-nucleotide messenger RNA. It is a transcript of the gene POU2F3, whose product is annotated as POU class 2 homeobox 3. Lineage: Eukaryota; Metazoa; Chordata; Mammalia; Artiodactyla; Balaenopteridae. The transcript is spliced from 15 exons. Gene Ontology annotation, biological process: regulation of transcription by RNA polymerase II. The coding region runs from base 361 to 1716 and encodes 451 amino acids. Gene Ontology annotation, molecular function: RNA polymerase II cis-regulatory region sequence-specific DNA binding; DNA-binding transcription factor activity, RNA polymerase II-specific. The record is from RefSeq and is a predicted model, not a curated record. Gene Ontology annotation, cellular component: nucleus.